AUGGGACCAGUACAGGUAGGAGAAAUGACUUGGGAGGAAUUUAAAACUGAGACCUAUGAAAAGUAUAUUCCCAAGAGCUACAGGAAGAAAAAGGAGGUUGAAUUCUAUCAUCUGAAGCAAGGACGAAUAUCGGUAACAGACUAUGACCGAAUGUUCUGUGAGAUGGCACGGUACGCCCCGGAUCAGGUAGAUACCGAUGCCAAGAUGGCUGAGAAAUUCUAUACUGGUUUGAGACAUGAGAUACGCAUGUCGCUGGCUAGCCACGGAGGACUGUCCUACACUGAGGCUCUGGGACGAGCACUGGACAUAGAGACAGCCAUGCCAGGGGAAAAGACUGCCCCAGCUAUGAACCCUACUCAGUCCCAAGCACCUAGGGACAAGAGAAAGUGGGAAGGACCACAAACUCAAUCUGAUUCAAAAAGGAGAGGAUAUGGACCAAGCAGGCCACAAUAUGGCGGAUACCAAGCUAACCCUGGAUCAUUCAAAGGGAAUGCGGCAGGACCCAGUCCGUGUCCUAUAUGCAACAGGCUGCAUAGCGGCAUCUGCAAGACAGGAGCUGAUACAUGCUUCAAUUGCGGAAGAACUGGGCACUUUGCUAAGAAUUGCCCAAGCAAGAACCCAGGGACGGGAGCAAAACCUCACCCGUCAGCUCAGCGCCCGCAACUGCGCGCAAUGAAUGUCCAGGAUGGAUCAAAUUCACAGCAGAUACCAAGGAAUCAGCAGCAGAGGCCGAAACUCCCAACACAGGCUCGAGCUUAUGCAAUGGGGCAGAAGCAGCCCGAGCUGAACCAGGGAAAUUUGGCAGGCAUGGGUAAGCUUUUCAACACACCCGUUAUGCUUCUGUUUGAUACUGGUGCUUCGCAUUCUUUUAUAUCUGCUCAUUGCGUAACUACUCUGAAACUCGAUACAAAAGAAUCUGAACAUAGGAUGGAAGUAGUUUCCCCAGUAGGAGGACGGAUAGAAAUAUCUCGUACUUGCUCGAACUUAGAAAUCACUCUGGGCGAACUUAAGGUUGUGGAAAACAACCUCAGUGUUAUGAUUAUGUGGGACAUAGAUAUAAUCUUAGGGAUGGACUGGCUGGCUGAAAACCAUGCCACCAUCUUAUGCAAGGAAAGACAAAUUUCCUUUAGAAACCCCGAAGGAGAAACUACUCGCUUUCAUGGAAUCUCCAUGUGA
This is a messenger RNA of Salvia splendens (bonfire salvia), 1176 nucleotides long. RefSeq lists its product as uncharacterized. The record is from RefSeq and is a predicted model, not a curated record. Bases 1 to 1176 code for a protein of 391 amino acids. Lineage: Eukaryota; Viridiplantae; Streptophyta; Magnoliopsida; Lamiales; Lamiaceae. Gene Ontology annotation, biological process: proteolysis. The transcript has a single exon. Gene Ontology annotation, molecular function: zinc ion binding; nucleic acid binding; aspartic-type endopeptidase activity.